AUGGAUCUCAAGGAAAGCCAAAGAAAAAAGAAUAGGUUGAUGGAGUGGACGAUGGUGGUGUUGAACUGCUUGGCCUUAUGCAUUGGCACCACUGCAGGGCCAUUGUCACUCAGGUUUUACUUUGUGCAUGGAGGGUCUAGUAGAUGGCUGUGUUCGUGGCUAGAAACUGCGGGGUGGCCCAUUCUCAUUCUGCCUCUCUUAAUUAUAUACAAAAGGCAGCCAGAUGUUCAACAUGUUACUUUCUACCAAUGUCUUGCUUCCUGUGUAAUUGGGAUCAUGACAGGGGUAAAUGAUUACAUGGAUGCAUGGGGAGUUUCUUACCUGCCUCUCUCUACUUACUCCUUGUUGAAUGCAACUCAGCUGGCCUUCAAUGCAGUCUUUGCAUUUCUCUUGGUCAGUCAGAAAUUCACCUUUUAUUCAAUCAAUGCUGUAAUUUUGCUCUCCCUAGACGCUGUUUUGCUUUCCUUCCAAACCAAAAGUGACAAACCCAAAGAGAUCACAAACGCAAAGUAUAUAUUGGGUUUUCUUUUGACACUUGGUGCAGCUGUGAUCUAUGGAUCAAUCCUUCCCAUCAUUGAACUUGUCUAUAAGAGAAGCAAGUGCAGAGUAACAUAUACUCUGGUUAUGGAGAUGCAGCUCAUAAUGUCAUUUACGGCAACGGUGUUCUGCACAAUUGGCAUGGUAGUGAGUGAGGCGAGGGCAUCUGAUAUUGGAGAAGCUAAGUUCUACAUUGGUUUAGCAUGGAAUGCAAUCUCGUGGCAGAUCUUCUUCAUUGGGGUUUAUGGUGUCAUCUUCCUAACGUCUUCUCUGUUAAGUGGUGUCCUCAAAACUGUGUUUAUUCCAGUGACACAAGUGUUGCCAGUUAUUAUAUAUCAUGAGAAUUUCAGCGGGGAGAAGGGCCUUGCUCUGGUACUGGCCUUAUGGGGUUUUGCCUCAUAUUUAUAUGGAGAGUAUUUGAAAUCCAAACAGCCAGCCAAUGUCACAGAGAUUAUUGGCCAUGACUGUGAAUUGUCAGGAAUCAAGGAAGAAAAAUCUUUGGAGCUGGCUGUUAAAAGGGGAAAAAUCUAA
This is a messenger RNA of Cryptomeria japonica (Japanese cedar), 1068 nucleotides long. RefSeq names its product purine permease 3-like. The record is from RefSeq and is a predicted model, not a curated record. NCBI's taxonomy places the organism in Eukaryota, Viridiplantae, Streptophyta, Pinopsida, Cupressales, Cupressaceae. The transcript has a single exon. Gene Ontology annotation, molecular function: purine nucleoside transmembrane transporter activity. Gene Ontology annotation, cellular component: membrane. Bases 1 to 1068 code for a protein of 355 amino acids.